Molecule: messenger RNA, 906 nt
Organism: Daucus carota subsp. sativus
Lineage: Eukaryota; Viridiplantae; Streptophyta; Magnoliopsida; Apiales; Apiaceae
Exons: 1
Coding region: 1-906 (301 amino acids)
Source: RefSeq, a predicted model, not a curated record
AUGAGAAGCAUAGCAACUUGUUACAGUGAACAUGCCAUCAAAGUUUCCAAUUCAUAUUGCUCUGGACCAUCCAAUCAUGCAACAUUUUCACCCAAUAUGAUCCCUUCAAUUCAAGACGCAGUCACAUGCAUCUACAGAGUCAAGCUAUGUUCCCAACACCAGCUCCUGAUCAGCCUCACCUGGUGCAGUAGCCUCAUGGACCGAGGCUUCACGGUCACCCUCGUUCAAGACCCGUCGUCGCCUUUUAAAUUCCACACCAGACGUCUCUACCUGCAUAACAUCAAAGGCACAAAAAGUUUUAAGUCAACAAAUUCCAAGGUCGAAAUUUUCUGGGAUCUUUCUUUUGCCAAGUAUGAUGCUGGCCCUGAGCCUGUCCGUGGCUUUUAUAUCGCGGUUUUUGUCAAUUACGAGUUGAGUUUACUCCUAGGAGACAUGGAGCAAGAGCCUGAAGUCAAGAAACUUAUGUGCAAUGUGCCCAUGUCCAAAUUUUCAUUUGUAUCGCGAAGCGAACAUUUUUCAGGGGGUGCAGCGUGCUCAACUAAGGCACAAUUCUUCACUACAGGCACCCGCCACGACAUUCUGAUCAAGUGCAUUGUACAAGAAAAAGGCCAGAAGAACUCAAUACUAUCAGUCAGUAUUGAUGACAAAAAUGUGGUCCAAGUAAAAAGAUUACAAUGGAAUUUCCGCGGUAACCAAAUAAUAUUCAUCGAUGGUUGUUUAGUGGAUAUGAUGUGGGAUGUGCAUGACUGGUUCUUCAAUCCGAAAUCUGGGUAUGCAAUAUUCAUGUUUAGGCCAAGGAGUGGAAUGGAAAGUAGGUUGUGGUUAGAGGAAAGCAAGGUGGAGCAGAAUGAAGAAGAAAAGGCUGGCUUCACUUUGUUGAUAUCUGCCUGUAAGAAUCCUGACUAG